Lutzomyia longipalpis is the source of this 1899-nucleotide messenger RNA. RefSeq names its product DNA-directed RNA polymerase III subunit RPC3 (gene Polr3C). The transcript has 4 exons. Bases 82 to 1611 code for a protein of 509 amino acids. Gene Ontology annotation, biological process: DNA-templated transcription. Gene Ontology annotation, molecular function: single-stranded DNA binding. Gene Ontology annotation, cellular component: RNA polymerase III complex. The record is from RefSeq and is a predicted model, not a curated record. NCBI's taxonomy places the organism in Eukaryota, Metazoa, Arthropoda, Insecta, Diptera, Psychodidae.
UUUUUAUUAUGAUUUUUUAUCACAAACACGUUGUUUUCGGAUUAGUUUUUAGUUAAAAAACUUUGCAAAUCUUUAAGAAAAAUGUCAAUUCAAUUGGGAAAUCUGUGUUCUGUGAUUUUGGAGCAACAUUUUGGGGCAAAUGUACAAAAAAUCGGACAAGAAUUGUACACCGGCGGGAAGACUCUUCGUGGUCUCAUGAAGACGACCAUGCUGUCCAAAAAUGAAGUCUCCCAAGCACUCUCAGUUCUCCUGAAAUUCCGCUUAGCCACGUAUGAAAUGUCCGCGAAUAAGGCGUAUGCAGAGUACUCCCUGAGUAGUGAUCAAAUCCUUCAGAUCCUCCGCUAUCCGAGAUACAUCUACUACAUGCAGUCAAAGUAUGGGCAUACAGCAGCCCUCCUGGUGGAGGAACUCCUGCGGGCAGGAUGUGAGACAGCUUCGUAUUUAAUUUCUAAAUCCGUACAGAACUCGGAGAGCAAAGAGAAGAACACGGUGGUUGAGCAUCGAGAUAAGUUCUUUGAACUCAUUCAGGGAAACUUCUUUAUUAGAGCCAUUGUGGGGGAGAAAGCUGAAGAAUUGGCUGAAGCUGUGAGCAAUAAUGCAAGCUUGCUAUUUCAACGACCGGAAAUUGAUGUUCAGGAACUUGUUGCACUGCAGGAGGGGAAAAAUCUGCCCUCAACGAAGGAUGCCGGGAUCUAUUGGCAUGUGAACUAUGAGAAAUUUCAUCAACACUUCCGUGAUGCCAUCCUCUGCCAGGCAAUUGAGCGGAGAGUUAAUUCCAAUGCAAGUGAAUGUGUGCGGUAUUUGCUGCAGUCCAUGUACUUGCGGACAGACCCGUGGAAAUCCUCAUCAAAUCCAAUCCCUUUCGGCGAGAUACGAUCAUUUUGUGAGAAACAAUCGAAUAAUUUGGAAUUAAUUCGAUAUCUGGAGCAGUACAUUGCUGUGAUUGUCGAUGACCCCCUGAUGAUGCUCUCGAAGUAUUCCGAUGCAGGUGGUGGGCAGUACGUUAUGCAGAUGAAGAAGGUCUUUGAGCAGCUUGCCUGGGUGUGCAUUGAGAAUACAAUAAUGGAGAAAUUUGGGGCGAAAGCAGCACGAAUUUUCCGCGUUGUCCGCAUGAAGAAGUACAUUGAGCAAGAAGAUAUCCAAAAGGAAGCCAUGAUCCCGUCAAAAGAAGCCAAACAACUCACCUAUAAGCUACUCGAGGAGCAUUUUCUGCAAAUUCAUACCAUCCGCAAAGCUGGAAGUAGCGGUACGGGACCAGCAAAAUGUUUCAUCCUCUUCUAUGUCAAUCAAACUCAGAUUGUAAUGCUGCUCAUGGAGACAUGCUACAAAGCCCUUUUCAAUGGAAUUACUCGAUCAAAUUAUGAUUCAUCCGUGAAUCGAAGAUUGAUCGAUAAAUCUCAGCGACUGGAGAGUGUAGUUGAGGCCAUGAAGGAGCGCGGAGAAUCAGAAGAGUACAUAAUGGAUAUACUCGAGACCCUAACUCCACCUGAGAGGGAAAUUCUGGAGAAAGUUAAGAUAAGAAUUAAGAAUCUCUACAGUGCAGAAAUUGGUCUUGAUGAAACACUCUUCCUCUUCCAAAUGUACCAAUUCUAUCAAGCGGAAAAGCCUUAAAAGUGCCCUCAAAUGUGCUGCCUUAUCUAGGCUCAAAUUGAAGAAGCCAAAGUGAAAGAGAUACCCAAUUUCAUCACCAUGACAUACUCCUGGACGUGAGAUACCCAGAAGGCGCUUGUAGAGGCCAAGAGCUCCAUCGAAAGCAAAUCUAUAGAGGUACGUUGUGGCAUUUCGUGCAGCCCCGUGCAAUCGAGCAGAGGUCACAAUUCCUCGUACAAACAUCAAGUCAGUCCACAUCUUUUCCGUUUUUUUUACAUGCGAUAAAUUAGUAAAUAUUUGCCUCAAUAA